Molecule: messenger RNA, 1562 nt
Organism: Chironomus riparius
Lineage: Eukaryota; Metazoa; Arthropoda; Insecta; Diptera; Chironomidae
Source: the annotation of a GenBank genome assembly
CUUAGGCUGAAUUGGCCACUUUUUAUGCUGCAUAAAACAUUGACAUUACUGUUAAAGCCGUCCAGUGAUUUCUGACUCAUCGAAGAAUGUUUUAAAUUUGUUUCACUCUACCUAAUCAUAUUUGUAUCAACCAAUUUUAAAGUAAUAAUACUUAAUAGUACCUACAUAUUUCAAAAUUAUUAAUAUUCGGAAAAAAAUAAAAUUGUGAGUAAGAUCUAUAACAAUUAUGCACAAGAAUAAUAUUUUGAAAUGAAUCGUGAAAUGUCGGCUGAUGAAUCUGUUCAGGCAGAAGCAAGCAAUAAUUCGAUACCAAAAAAUAAAACUGGAUCCACGCUGAAUGAGCCACAACGAACAAAAAGUUUAGAAGAAGCUACACAGGAAAAUUAUAUGUGUAGUAUUUGCUUAUCAUGGCUCGAAGAUCCAGUCCUUACAAAAUGUGGACAUCGUUUUUGUUCAAGUUGCCUAAACGAAUGGAGAACAAAGAAGAACUCAAAAUGCCCAAUGGAUAGCCAUGAUUUAAAUAUAGAGGAUAUAUUUCCAGAUAAUUAUACCAAGAGACAAAUAACAGAGAUCCGAAAGAGCUUUCCAGAAGAGCUAAAUCGUCCGAAUGUGAUGAUUGAAUGUAGAUUUUCAACUUUAUCGUGCGAUUUUAAAACAACAUCUGCGGGCGAAUUGGAUCUCCAUAUGAAGGAGGGAACAAAAGAGCAUAUUGAUUUAUUACUAAGUAGCUACUUAAGAACACAAUAUCAAGCAUGGGAUCCACUGGAUAAAAGCCAAAGUAAUGAUAAAGAAGAAUUUUUUCGACAACAAUCUUCAACAAGGGAUUUAAUAAAUGCUAUGUUUGAACGCAUCGUAAUCUUAGAGCAGCAUACGCGAGAGCAAGCUAUUAAAAUAGAAGCGCUUCAGUCUACAGAGAAAAGACAUGGAACACUUGUUUGGAAAAUUGAAGACUUUAAACGGAAAGUAGAGUCAAUGCAAAAUAAUUCUAAUAUGAUGUUUUAUAGCACAGACGCGUAUACUUCUCCAGAUGGAUAUAAAUUUUGUGCAAGAAUUAAUUUGUCACAUAAAAUGAGAGAUUAUUUAAGUCUUCACGUGCAUCUACGGAAAGGCGAAAAUGAUUAUCAUUUAUCUUGGCCAUUCAUUGGACGAAUAAAGAUUUCAAUGAUCCAUACUAAGAACGCAGCAUUAAGUCAACAUGAUUGUAUUAUGAGUAAACCAGAAAUUUUAGCAUUUCAUCGACCUAAUGAAGAAAUCAGCUGUAGAGGGUUCGGUUUUACUGAAUAUGCUAUAAUUAGUGAUAUUAUCAAAAGAGGAUUUAUUGAAAAUGACUGUCUAGUGAUUAAAAUACAAAUGAAUAUUGUUUAACAAAAAUCUCUCAAAUACCUAAAUUGAGGUAAUUCGGGUAAUUCCAUGAUUUAGAUUCGGAAAAAUUGUUCAAAAAUUCAAAAAUAACACAUAUUAAUUAAAUUUCAUCUUUUGAAUACCAGAUUAAAGAUCUUAACUUAAGGCAUAUUCAGUGAAAAUAUCUCGUUUCAAUUUGAUGUCUAACUCCUUUAUUCUCA